CUAUCAGUAGGGAGCCGCGCCAAGUCUGAGAGCCCGUCUAAAUUCGGCUCCCUGCCCCCUCCCCCACCCCCUAGCUGGCGCGAGCCGGGGUGGGGCCCAGAGAGGCCGCCAUGAGGACCCUGAGAGCCAUGGCCAUGCAGAAGAUCUUUGCCCGGGAAAUCCUGGACUCCAGGGGCAACCCCACAGUAGAAGUGGACCUGCACACAGCCAAGGGCCGAUUCCGAGCAGCUGUGCCCAGCGGAGCUUCCACGGGCAUCUAUGAGGCCCUGGAACUGAGAGACGGAGACAAAUCCCGCUACCUGGGGAAAGGGGUCCUGAAGGCUGUGGAACACAUCAACAAGACCCUAGGUCCCGCUCUGCUGGAAAAGAAACUAAGCGUUGUGGAUCAAGAAAAAGUUGACAAAUUUAUGAUCGAGCUGGAUGGGACGGAGAAUAAGUCCAAGUUUGGGGCCAAUGCCAUCCUGGGCGUCUCCCUGGCCGUGUGCAAGGCUGGCGCGGCGGAGAAGGGGGUCCCUCUCUACCGGCACAUUGCAGACCUGGCCGGGAACCCAGACUUGGUCCUCCCGGUUCCUGCCUUCAAUGUCAUCAAUGGGGGCUCGCACGCCGGCAACAAGCUGGCCAUGCAGGAGUUCAUGAUCCUGCCCGUGGGGGCCAGCUCCUUCAAGGAAGCCAUGCGCAUUGGCGCGGAGGUGUACCACCACCUCAAGGGGGUCAUCAAGGCCAAGUACGGAAAGGAUGCCACCAACGUGGGUGAUGAGGGCGGCUUCGCACCCAACAUCCUGGAGAACAAUGAGGCCCUGGAGCUGCUGAAGACGGCCAUCCAGGCGGCUGGCUACCCAGACAAGGUGGUCAUCGGCAUGGACGUGGCAGCGUCCGAGUUCUAUCGCAACGGGAAGUACGACCUCGACUUCAAGUCCCCCGACGACCCCACGCGGCACAUCACUGGGGAGAAGCUGGGAGAGCUGUACAAGAACUUCAUUAAGAACUAUCCUGUGGUCUCCAUCGAGGAUCCCUUUGACCAGGAUGACUGGGCCACCUGGACCUCAUUCCUCUCGGGAGUUAACAUCCAGAUCGUGGGGGACGACCUCACAGUCACCAACCCUAAGAGGAUCGCCCAGGCCAUCGAGAAGAAGGCCUGCAACUGCUUGCUGCUGAAGGUCAACCAGAUCGGCUCUGUGACCGAGUCCAUCCAGGCCUGCAAGCUGGCUCAGUCUAAUGGCUGGGGAGUGAUGGUGAGCCACCGCUCUGGGGAGACCGAGGACACGUUCAUCGCCGACCUCGUUGUGGGGCUCUGCACGGGGCAGAUCAAGACGGGUGCCCCCUGCCGCUCAGAGCGCCUGGCCAAGUACAACCAGCUCAUGAGGAUCGAGGAGGCUCUCGGGGACAAGGCUGUCUUUGCCGGACGCAAGUUCCGCAACCCGAAGGCCAAGUGAGAAGCUGUAGGCCCCGAGCCCCCCCGGGACCCAUCCAGGCCUUCAAGCCUUUCCCCACGGAAAUAAAUGCUGGUGGCAAGCAA
This is a messenger RNA of Mustela erminea (ermine), 1516 nucleotides long. It is a transcript of the gene ENO3, whose product is annotated as enolase 3. Gene Ontology annotation, molecular function: phosphopyruvate hydratase activity; magnesium ion binding. NCBI's taxonomy places the organism in Eukaryota, Metazoa, Chordata, Mammalia, Carnivora, Mustelidae. The record is from RefSeq and is a predicted model, not a curated record. The transcript is spliced from 12 exons. Gene Ontology annotation, cellular component: phosphopyruvate hydratase complex. Gene Ontology annotation, biological process: glycolytic process. The coding region runs from base 111 to 1433 and encodes 440 amino acids.